Messenger RNA from Indicator indicator, 1314 nucleotides. It is a transcript of the gene CRISPLD1, whose product is annotated as cysteine rich secretory protein LCCL domain containing 1. Gene Ontology annotation, cellular component: extracellular region. NCBI's taxonomy places the organism in Eukaryota, Metazoa, Chordata, Aves, Piciformes, Indicatoridae. The transcript has 14 exons. The record is from RefSeq and is a predicted model, not a curated record. Bases 1 to 1314 code for a protein of 437 amino acids.
AUGUCGAUAAGCUGGCAGGUUUCUCACGAAGCUGAUACAUGGGACACAGAACUGGAGAGAUCUGCAGAGUCAUGGGCUGAAACCUGUCUCUGGGAGCAUGGCCCUGCAAGCCUUCUUCCAUCAAUUGGACAGAAUCUGGGGGCACACUGGGGAAGGUACAGACCUCCAACAUUUCAUGUCCAAGCAUGGUAUGAUGAAGUGAGAGAUUUCACCUAUCCCCAUCCUCACGAGUGCAACCCAUAUUGUCCUUACAAAUGCUCUGGUCCAGUAUGCACACAUUACACACAGGUUGUGUGGGCUACAAGUAGCAGAAUUGGUUGUGCAAUUAAUUUGUGUCAUAACAUGAACAUCUGGGGGCAGAUUUGGCCCAAAGCAGUCUAUCUGGUGUGCAAUUAUUCUCCUAAGGGUAACUGGUGGGGUCAUGCUCCUUACAAACCUGGCCGCCCUUGCUCUGCCUGUCCCCCUAGUUUUGGAGGAGGUUGCAGAGAAAAUCUUUGUUACAGAGAGGACUCAGAAAGACCUUAUUCUCCCCAUGAACCAGAAGAAGAAACGAACGAGAUCGAACGGCAGCGAUCCAAAGCCCAGGAUGCAACGGCGCAAAGCCGGCCAAGAGCUCAUCCACCUUCUUCAGCCUCCACAGGCACUGAAGACAGUGAGAAAAACGAAGUCAUAAGCACACAGCAAAUGUCUCAGAUUGUUUCAUGUGAAGUCAGGCUCAGGGAUCAGUGCAAAGGAACAACUUGCAAUAGGUAUGAAUGUCCUGCUGGCUGUUUGGAUAGUAAAGCCAAAGUUAUUGGAAGUGUACAUUAUGAAAUGCAAUCCAGUAUCUGUAAAGCUGCCAUACAUUAUGGCAUCCUGGACAAUGAAGGUGGCUGGGUGGAUGUCACUAGGCAAGGACGGAAGAAUUACUUCAUCAAGUCGUACAGAAAUGGCAUUCAGUCAAUUGGAAAAUACCAGUCUGCCAAUUCCUUCACUGUCUCUAAAGUAACAGUUCAAGCUAUCACCUGUGAAACAACAGUGGAGCAGCUGUGCCCAUUUCAGAAACCAGCCUCACACUGUCCAAGGUGCUCUCUUCCCAGCCUGCUGUCCAGCUUCAGGCUCAGGGUGCCUAUUGGUGUCAUUGUUUCUGAUCUUUCCAGUAUCUGCCGGGCAGCUGUGCACGCUGGUGUGGUCCCCAACCAGGGUGGCUAUGUUGAUGUCAUGCCAGUAGACAAGAGGAAGGUCUAUGUGGCCUCCUUUCAGAACGGGAUAUCCUCAGAAAGUUUACAGAACCCUCCAGGCAGCAAGGCCUUCAGAGUGUUUGCUGUUGUGUGA